This is a messenger RNA of Culicoides brevitarsis, 5516 nucleotides long. RefSeq names its product putative ATP-dependent RNA helicase TDRD12. Gene Ontology annotation, molecular function: metal ion binding; nucleic acid binding; ATP binding. Gene Ontology annotation, biological process: germ-line stem cell division. The transcript has 6 exons. The record is from RefSeq and is a predicted model, not a curated record. The coding region runs from base 163 to 5286 and encodes 1707 amino acids. Lineage: Eukaryota; Metazoa; Arthropoda; Insecta; Diptera; Ceratopogonidae.
CAAAAAGAUGAUAAAAACCAAGACAGCAUUUCAUUAAAAAACUUUAAAUUUUAAGCUUAAUAUACUCAAUUUAAUUGACUAAAUUCAUUUUGAACUCCUGUUUUAUCACAUUCAACUGAAGACCACACGAAUUAUAUCGCAAAAUCAGAUUUUGUCCGCAAAAUGGACGAUGAGCCAGAAUUUGUGCUCACGCGGUUCAUUAAUCCGCAUCUCAUGUGGAUCAGAUCCUUGAAACCUUCGGAUGAAUUCACAAAUUUCGAGGAGCAGUUCAACAGACAGUACAAAAACAACAAAAAUCUGGACAACGAUGUUUGUAAGCCAAAAAUUGGUGAUAUGGUGGCUUAUUUCGAUCGUGCCAUCAAAAAAUGGUAUCGAGCAGUGGUGGAUCUCAUUAUUGAAGUACCGAAUGUUUAUUAUUUGUGGCUCGUGGAUUAUGGAUACAGCAUCAAAGUAUCUGCGAACAGCGUGAAUACGUUAGAAAGGAAAUUUCGCACACCCGAAACAUUUGGAAAUGUCUUGCAAGUUGGCGUAGCGAAUAUUUUGCCAGCAACGGAAGAUUAUGACUUUCUGAAUGAGCAGCCAGUGAUCGAAAUGGCGAAUUGCUGGAAAGAAUCCACAAUUAUGCAGCUGCAGAAAAUCUUUGAUAUGUCAUAUGCGGUCGAAUUUCAGGAAAAACUUCGAAUUGGCGAGAAAAUUUUCGGAGAUUUGACAAUUCACACGAAUACGGGGAAAGUUUUGAACUUACGGAAGGUGUUGACAAAAUCUCCGAACGCUGUUGAAGUGAAGCCAGAUGAAUUUACGGAAAAUAUGGAACGCAUCAACACCGUAAAUAUUGAUCGGUACUUGGAUAAUAAUCGACAAUGCAUCAAAACUCCCGAAAGAAAAGGAAAAUUACCGAAAAAAGUCUCUCCUGUACCGCUUGUAGCAAAACCAAAAAUCGUUUCAGACAAAGAAAUUGAUGAAAUGCCACCUCUUGUUGCCUUUGAAGAGUCUCAUGUAGCUGUAAAAAGUGACGCUGAGAGUCAAAUGGACGAAUAUGAGUCAAGUUUAACAAAUUCCGACAAAAUGACUCCAAAUUCAAAGAAAAAUGCUAUGGACCGUUUGCGACAAAUGCGAGCUAAGAAGUUGAAUGAUGAUGAACAAAGUAAUCAUUCAAGUUCGAGUUCAUCUUCGACUAUUAUGCCGUCGUGCUACGAUCAAAUUCUGGCACAAGAAGAUAGAAUUAAGAAAUUGAAACCUCGUAAGCCGGGAUUGAGUCGUCUUGAUAAAAUGCUGGCUAAAAGAAAUGCCUUAACGAACAAAUUAGAAGAAAAAAAAGUUAAUAAAGAACAAAAAACUCCAGAUAAUUCGGCAAAAAGCUCACCUGAUGAUAAGAUAUCGAGAAUGCAUAAAAGUUUGUCACCAACAACGGAUCUGGGACUUAAUGAUCAACUGAAAUCACGACAAUAUCUUAAAUAUCGUACUACUGAUGAUGAUGAUUUUUACCGCUCCAUUGUGGACUUUCCGCUAGUCAUGGUGCACGGCAAGCAUCCCGCACGUGCUGUUUACAACUACAAUGAAGUGCCAUUUACUCCAGAAGUCUUUGAAGCGAUAAAAAAACGCACACCGCGCAACGAAAUCCGCCGACUUCAGGCUCAUGUAUGGCCUCACAUCAUGCACGAAGACUCUGCUGUCCUCAUCGGGAAACCUGGAUCCGGAAAAACUUCCACUUUAAUUCCUGCAAUUUGUUCCUUAGUCAUUCGUCUCCAUGAAGACGAACAAAUCCCAGAAAGUUCUGGUCCAGCAGUCAUUAUUGUUGCUGCAUUUGCCGAUAAUGUCUCCGAAAUUUGUUGCAACAUCAGAUUUCACUUGAGAAAAUGGAACGAGCGACAGGAAGAGGACAAGAAAAUUCUCGUUGAAGAAGCGUACGGCAUGCACAGAAAAGAGGAAGUUGAGGCUUCGUUACUUAAUGGCGUCGGAGUGUUGGUUGUGACGCCUCCGUGUCUCCAACGAAUGAUCGAGCGAUCCAAAGAAGUUCCGUUAUUCCGAAAAUCUCGCGUCAAAAUUAUGGUAGUUGAAGAUUUCGAUGUCGUUCAUAACAAUUUCGGUCAAAUUUUGUGCGAUCAAAUCCAAUAUUUCUCCGUUAAGCACAAAGACGGGAAUCCGACUCAACUGAUGAUCACUUCGUCGCAGUGGGAGCCGCAACUCAUGAAAUACUGCACUUUUGGCAAAAAUCCCGCUUUGUACAUCGCGCAUUACAUUGAAGCUGCUGUUUACGGCAGAGUCCAUUUUCGCUUGAAUUUCGCGAAAAAAGACACGAAAAAGGUGUUGCUUCAACAUUUCCUGGCUGACGACAUUUACAAAGCGAAACGCACUAUGGUCAUUUGUUCCGACGACGAAGAAGUCGAUGAAGUUUGUAAUUUUUUGCGAAAUUUGCAUAUCACGUUCACUUCGUACACGCACGACACCGAAGAAGCGGGACGUGAACAGGCUUUGUCGUGGCACGAGGACUCGACGCGACAUUUAUCCGUACUUGUGUGUUCCGACAACGUUUUGGGAGAUCUUACCAAAGUAAAAAAUGUUCAACGGCUCUUCCAUUUUUCACUUCCUGACUUGUGGAGCACAUUUUCCUUCCGUUUUUCCGUGUUUUUCAACAGUUACUGUGAUUUUGUGAGUAAAAAGGGCGAAAUGCCCCAAGGAUAUGAACCGCCAUUCGCUCAAAUUGUGAUAGAUGAGAAUGCUCGCAACACCUUGCCACGCCUAACGGAGUUCCUGGAACGCGUAAAUGCGAAAAUUCCGAAGGAAGUCUUGGAAAUUAGUCGUCAAAUCUUGAUUGCCAGAGAUGCGUCGCGAAAAUCCCUCGAUUUGUGUCCUUAUUUCUUGGAAUAUGGACUAGAAACGGGCAAAUGUGCUCGUAUCAACUGCCGUGAUCGUCAUAAUUUGCUGCCUUGUGACAAGCCAACGAGUCGAAUGCCACCGCACGGAGCCUUUUUAAAGGUAAACGUCACUUGCAUCCACAGUCCGAUACAUUUUUCGGCGCAAGUCUUGGCAUAUCGCUUCCGAAACGAACGAGAAUGGUCCCAUUUUGACAACAAAGAUCAAAAUGCAGCCGACGUCGAGUUAAAUUUGCAACUGAAUCUCUAUUUUAACAACUACGAGAACCAGCGGCAACAAUCAAACGUCAAAAAAGGCGAUCUCUGUGGAUGGUUUGAAGCAGGUUCCACUUAUCGACGUGUCCUUAUCACAGAAAACCCGAAAAAACAUCCGUCUAUCGAUAAGCCGCAAAAAGUCAACAUUCGUUUAAUCGACACGGGAGACGUGUAUUACGAUCAAGCAGUGACCAGUCUCUUUGAAUUGCCAGAUGCGCUUAAGAAAAUCCCGCCACGAGCGAUUGACAUUCAUCAUACGGGUUUUGUGCCGUACGACGGAGACAAAUAUUGGGGAAAUCGAGCGAAGAAAUGUAUCGACUACACUUUCAACAAUUUCGAAAAAAAGAUGAAAGCAGAUAAAAAUAACGCGAAAAAUUAUUAUGUUCGGGUUUCGGUGAAUUUUCGCUUGGAAAAUCAUAUUUUUACGCCAAAAGUGACGCUGUGCGAGCCGUUGGAGGGUGAAAAUUAUGUUGAAUAUCCGUUGCACAAAAUUUUGAUGCGAAGUAAUUUUGCACAAAAGGACAAGGAAGCGAAAAAUAUCAAAAUUUUGAGCGAAAUGGCAGAGAAUUUAGGUUUCCGAAAUGACGAAGAUCUCGGUUACAGCUCUGCAAACACCUCAACGCCUUUCAGUGACACUUGUGAUAACUCUAAAAACGACUUUGACAUUUCAAAAGCAUCACCUAGAAGUACUUGGGACUACUUGGAUCGAUCUACUUUGCAUCAAAUCGUAGUUUAUCACAUGGAAAAUUCAUCACAAUUCUCUAUUGUUCGCAUUGAUCGUCUCAAAAAGAUUGACGAACUACACGAUUUCAUCAACAAAUGCAUGUCAGACCCGAAAAACGUUCGAAAAAUAAAAAAUCCUGAGCCAGGAAGCAAUUGUUUGGUUCCCAUGGACGAGGAUUACGUUCGUGGUCGCAUAAUUGAUGUCAAAAAUGAUGUAGCUUCAAUUUUUAUUUGUGACUUUGGUCGGUUAGAAAAUUAUGACUUGAAUGAAAUUUUUGAAACAACAAAAGAAAUUGUUGAAUUCAUGUCUUAUACGGCUAUAAUGGGAUCAUUUUCGGGAAUUACGAUAUUAGAAAAUGAUAAAAUCGAUGAAAUUUCCGAAUUUAUUCAAAAUUCAAUGAAAACUGGAGAACUUUUAGCUAAAGUUGUGUCGUUGAAAGAAAAUCUUGAAUGGCUUCCGGGACUUUAUUACUACGAUUUAGUCCUCGUUUUGCGUGACCAAGAUGAAAAUAUUCAAAUAUUGAAUCAUGAAUUGGUGAAAAAAGGUCUCGCUAAAUGGAUUUCAGGCUCAGAAGUUCAAAAAAUGUCUCCGAAAUCGAUUAUGAAAGAGCUUAACAAGGACCAAGAAGAAGAUGAAAAUUGGGAAUCGUUCGUUGGAACAUAUAAAAAGACUGAAGUCACUCCUUUACCUUCAGAAGAAAGUAUCGAGAGUGACUUAGAAUCCUUAGCAAAAGUUUCUAACGAACUUUUCGGCGAUGUUGAGCGACAAAUCGACUUCGACGGUGAAGAAAUGGUUCAAAUGAUGAAAAUGUUCAAGUUGGAUGCGUACAUUCCGAUGUUGGAAAAAUCGAAACAGCAAAAAUUGAAAGCAAUUAAACCCAAAACCGACAAAAAUUCAGAAAAAUCUUGCAAGGAAGAAGUAAUUAACAAUCCACAACGAGCUUUAAUUCACUCCACUCGUCAACCGGAAGUGCUUUGGCAACAAAACUCUUUUAUGGUUAUCAUUUCCAUCCAUUUGGGAGACCAUCACGACUAUCAUUUAGAAGUUUCAAAGUCUAGAAUGAUUUUUGCUCAUUUUCCUGAAACUUCAUCUCAACAAGAACCAUCAUUGAUGGUCAUAAACUUUUUUGGAAUGGUCGUUCCCAAACUUGUGUCACACCAAAUUCGUGGCUUAAAUCUCGUAAUUCGUCUUCCAAAACAAUUUGUUGGUAAUUUAUGGCCUAAUUUGACAAAAGAAGAGGACAAAAAUCCGUUUAUCAAGUAUAAAUUGGAGACUAUGGAACCAAUUGAAGAGGAUUUUGAACCGAUUCGAGAGGAAAUUCGAAAAAACGAAAGUUUUGAGCAAGAAAUUUCUUCAGAGGAUGACGAUGAAUUAGUUGAAGAAGACGAGGAACAUGAUGAUUUGGAAGAUCCAUUAUUUGAUGGAAUUAUUUAAAUCAAAAAUAGCUUUAAAAAACAUCACAUUUAGGAGAUAUUGACGAAAAAGUCAUCCUAUUUAUAAAACUUUUUUUUUAUGUGUAUCACAAAAAUAUUUUUUUAUGUUAAAAAAUUAAAUGUUUAGAUUUUAAGAUAAUAUUAUGAGAUAACUGAACAAGGAAUAAACAGUUAAGUAUUUAUUUAUUAUUUAAAAAAAUAAAAUAAACAAUAAAAAAAUAAAGUCGCUUC